AGCAGCUCUUGUCCACCGAGCGAGAAAAAGAACGGAAAAGAGAAUUCCAGCUGAAAAAGAGAGAACUAACGGAGGGCGAGAAAUAGCAUGGCCGUCUAGCUAUGUGACAGACUGAGACCCUUUGGAAAAUGGGAUUUUUGCCACGCGGAGAAAGAGACGUACGAGGUUUUUAGGUCGCUUUGAGUUGUGCAUUUGCAUUUAGGUUGAGAACAACAUCCCUGGCGAAGGACAAUCAUCAAACAUAUUGAGGGAUCAGAGGUGAUUGUGGAUGGAGGGUUCUGGCAGUCCUCGCUUCAGAAAACUCCAUUUCCCUGUGGGUCUGUGGAUCAAUUCCCCCAGGAAACACUUUGCCAAGCUAGGAGGUCGCUGGCCCAGCGCCGCCUCUGUCAAGUCGACCACCAGCUCUGACGCAGCCUCCCUCCACGAGGCCCCCUCUGCCCCUUCCUCUUCCCUAUCUGCCUCCACCCCCUCCCUGGCUUCCCCUGCCCCAUCCCCAUCUCCUUCCCCAGCCUUCCUCAGGCCGCGGCCUGCAGGGCCCCAGUCUCGCACCAAGCGCCUUUCCCAUCUCUUCCUGCGAGGGCGCUCUAACAGUGACCGGGACCGGGCGGUGGGGGAGAAGGAGAGAGAGGUUUGGGCUCAUUCUGCUGCACCUUCGUCCCACCACUACCUGCCUCCAGCCUCCUCCUCAGCCCCAGGAUUGAUCAAGAUCUACGGGGAUGCUCUCUCCAGUGGGGCCAACUAUCGCUCCCUCCUGGCCAGCGUCCACUCCACAGCCAAACAGCUCAUCGCUCAGGUCAUCACCCGCUACACUGAGAGAGAGAGGGAGGAGACAGAUGACGCAGUUCUCCAGAAACACAGCCCUGAGGACUUCCUGUUGUGUGAUGUCAUUGGAAAGCCCAUCCAGCAGCCAGAUGGAGCCAUCCAAUGGGAGACGGAAUGUCGGAGAAGCGUGGCCCCAUGGGAAUGUCCCUUGUUGUUAGUGGACAUGUGGCGGCCUAAGGAGGGAUUUGAGCGCCGCUUUGAAAUCCAGAGAAAGGAAGACUAUGAGAGAGAGGAGCGGGAGCGAGAAAAGGAGCGAGAGAGGGAGGGAGAACACUAUCAAGGUGUUCGCUGGAGGCGGAGCAGAAUGUCGUCAGGGGGCGGAGCAGAGGAGGGCGAGCGAGGUCACCGUGGGAGGAACACAGAGCUCAGGAGGAGCAUCAGCGACAUGAACCUCAGCCUGCGGCGUCGCCAAGGCAACCAUGUCACUAAUGACCCUCGUGGCUCUGGCAAAGUCCCAAACAACAGUGGAGGGUUGCAGGACCGGAAGAACAUUGUGAGCAUGAUCACGCCACAGCCAGGAGAGAUCAGAGCGUCAAAGACUGAAGGUAAGGUGGGAUGGACAAACCAGCCAAAGGAAGACGAGAAGGACUACUCCAGCUGUGACCUGGAAGUGAUGUCACAGAGCUUGAUCCUUCCACCCACAGACCGGCCCUACUUCCUGUUGCUGCAGGGUUAUGAUCAGAGCAAGGAUUUUGUUUUGUACAUUAUGACGGGGCAUACGCAUGUGUUUGGGAGAAAGCCCACAAUGAGGGAGAGAGAGAAGGACAGAGAAAGAGAAAGGAAGGGGAAGAGGCCGCUGAAGGUGGACACGUUCCUCUCUGCCCCUGAUCUCUUGGCCAGACACCUGUUGAUCAGAAGAGACUCGGUUGUUCCCGAGACACCGUCUGGACAAGCUCUGAUGCGACCCUUCAGAGGAGGGGCAGUCACACACAACGGGGUGACCGUCUACAGGGAGACAGUUCUGAAGCCUGGGGAUGUGAUUGGACUGGGGAGCCACUUCCUCUUCCUGUACCGUGACCCCCGUGUGACCCCAGCUCCGCCACUGGCACUGGCCCUGCCAUGGCAGGCCGAUGCCCCCUCCACCUGCUGCCCGUCGGGGCUGGUGGACAGACAGGAAGCAUUAAGACAGUACCUGGGAUCGACCGAGGCACUUCUGAAGUUUCAUCCCCGACAUGCGGAUGCCCUGUUACAGGAGGUUAUCUCCAAGAAUUCAUCACCAGACUCUGGAGGAGGACCUUUAGCUCCUGCCUACCUCCUGUCAGUCAUGAUCGAUCAUGCCUCCAAGCACCUUGAUCCUGCUCUCACACCGCAGAUAUUACUCAAGGCAGCCAAUCUAAUCAAAGGAAUCGUCUGGGAUAACAUUAAGGAAUUUGGGGAUAAGCAUCCCACGCAAAAUUCCACAGAGCAAGACAGUGAGAUCAGCACACCCAAUGUCCAGAAGCUUUCAUCUGACCUCCGACCCCUGAUGUUCUGGAUGUCAAAUGCCACGGAGCUCCUUAACUUCUUUCAGGUCAAAGUUGAGGCCAUGGAAAAGGAGUGGGAGUUUGAAGCCCCUGGGGAUCCAGUUUUGACAGCCGAUAUGGACACCUGCUCAGAGGCCCUGGCACAGCUGGAUGAUGUCAUCAUGCACACCUUCCAGCAGUGUGUGUAUCACCUCACCAAGACCCUGUACUCGCUCCUGCCAGCCCUCCUGGACACCAACCCAUUCUCCAAUGAGGAAAAAGAGAAGGAAAAAGACGGAUCACGGGAUGCAGAGGGAGAAGAAAGAGGUGGAGAGGAAGGAGAAGUGGAUGAUGUGUCCUCCUUGCCCCCCACAGUAGCAGGGCUGGUAGAUGUGUAUCGCUGCUCCUUGAUGCUGUCACGGGAGGCAUGCCUGUCCCCGCCCCUCACCUCCCAAACCUUUGGCUACCUCUUCUUCUUCACCAACACCUCCCUGCUCAAUACUCUGCUGGAGAGAGAUGGGCUAUUCUCGUGGUCCAGAGCAGUCCAGAUCCGUACAAACCUGGACCUGGUUCUGGAUUGGCUGCAGGGAGCAGGAUUAGGAGACAUUGCCUCUGAGUUCCUGAAGAAACUGUCAGUCACCGUCAACUUCCUGUGUGUGCCCAAGACCCGACUAAUCCAGUCAUCCUGGUCCAGUCUACUGGAGGAACAUGCCUUGUUAAGCCCGGCCCAGUUGCACCACCUUCUCACCCACUAUAAACUGGGACCAGCGAGGGCCCCACCUGCCUCCUGGGCUCCUCCUCCAGGCACAGAGCUGAAUGGAGACAUCUUUGAGAGCUUCCUGGACCAUCCUCCUCUUAUCUUGCCUAAUGAGACUCCACGGCUGGACCUCUCCCAGCCAAUCCCAAGCCCUGACCUCCAGAAGGAAAUGACACGCCUCCGCACGUUCUUGUGGGGACUCGACCAGGAUGAGCUCCCAGCCAAUCAGAGGACUAGGCUUUGAAAAAGCCAGAAAUGUGUCUCAUUAUGGAUGUCACGUAGAAGUUAACAGGAUAUUUCUGAUACAUCAAACUCCACACCUAUGAAACCGCAGACUGGACAUGUUUGCUACAUGUUUUAAAGGCCAUCCAUUUCCUAAAUACCCCCUCCCCUUUUUUUUCUUUGUUAAUAAAAUCAUGAAAGUGACAUGAAGUUUGUAA
Molecule: messenger RNA, 3461 nt
Organism: Myripristis murdjan (pinecone soldierfish)
Lineage: Eukaryota; Metazoa; Chordata; Actinopteri; Holocentriformes; Holocentridae
Gene: rasip1
Product: Ras interacting protein 1
Exons: 16
Coding region: 269-3265 (998 amino acids)
Biological process (GO): regulation of GTPase activity; negative regulation of Rho protein signal transduction; signal transduction
Cellular component (GO): cell-cell junction
Molecular function (GO): GTPase binding
Source: RefSeq, a predicted model, not a curated record